UCACUUAUUUCUACCUGAUAACUUAAAAUCAUUCUAAAAUUUUACAAAAGACACUUUAAAUUUCGAUCUCCAUGUGCUUUAACGGACCCGUUUCGCUCAUCAAAAAGAUCCUGCCCAAGGGGUCACAAAAAUCCUGUCUGCUCAUCUUAGGAUUGGAUAAUGCUGGAAAAUCCACCUUGACAGCGCGCCUUGCAGAGGCUUUUAAUGGCAAUGCCAAAGAAACUAAUAAGCAGGCCAAUGAGUGGAGCUUCACAAUCAAAAACGCCAAAGUGCAGUUGUGGGAUAUUAACGGGGAACUGAAGAACAGGCAAAUCUGGCCAAACUAUUACAAAAAGGCCAAGGUCUUGAUUUUCGUACUGGACAGCAAGGAUGCAGUGCGUCUAAGCGAGGCUCGUUGUGUGUUAUGCGAUGUUCUGAUGCACGAGGAGCUCAACAAAGCUCCUCUGCUGAUCGUGUCCAACAAAAAGGACAUUCCGGGAUCUCUGCCAUUAUCCACAGUGACCGAUUUGAUGGGUCUGGAUCGCUUAGAUGGUCGGGAUUGGGCUUUUAAAGAAUGUUCAAUGCAGACAGGCUCUGGUAUUCAGGACAUCGUGGGCUGGAUUACCAAUGAGAUCAAUAGGAACAAAUAGUUAUUCAACAUAUUUUACAUUUUUUGAUAGUUGUAAAUAAUAAGUAAAUUGC
This is a messenger RNA of Drosophila takahashii, 681 nucleotides long. Its product is annotated as ADP-ribosylation factor-like protein 3. The record is from RefSeq and is a predicted model, not a curated record. Gene Ontology annotation, molecular function: GTP binding; GTPase activity. Lineage: Eukaryota; Metazoa; Arthropoda; Insecta; Diptera; Drosophilidae. Gene Ontology annotation, cellular component: microtubule cytoskeleton; cytoplasm. Gene Ontology annotation, biological process: cilium assembly.